CAAAUAAAAUAAUUUUGAGGUUAGUUACUUUACGUUAAGUCUAUGUGGAGUGAUGAUAAUUUCGUUCUAUUUUAUACGUCUAACUUAAAAAUCUUUUACCAAAAUAAUGUCAACAUUUGAAAAUUUAUCACCAACACAGAAACUUCGCGUUUCCCUUUAUCGCGACAUCCGGUCCAUUUGCACUGAAAUAUGUCAUCUAAUGGGAUUGGAUAUUACCAAACCAGCAAUGGAAAUUAUAUCAGAACUUGUCUUCAAAAAAAUAUCGAUGUAUGGUACCGACUUGGAAGCAUUCGCAAAGCAUGCAAAGCGAACAGUAAUAAACGCUGAAGACGUCAAGUUGCUGGUUAGGAGGAACCCAUCAUUGAGAAGCCACUUAAACUCUAACCUGCCAGCACCAAAAGAAAAAAGGCGCAAAACUGGUACUCCCGGCAGUAAACCAGAGACACCAGUGGCAAAGACUGCAGAAGUUCUAAAGAUAGGGUCAAAUGUUAUUGGGUCAAAAGAAACUACAGGGCAAAAAAGAACUAGUGCGCCCAAAAUCGACGACGACUUCGAACAUAUGGAUAUUAGUGAUGCAAUCGAUUUGACAAUUGAUUAAAGUUAAGAUUAAUUAUA
Molecule: messenger RNA, 615 nt
Organism: Amyelois transitella
Lineage: Eukaryota; Metazoa; Arthropoda; Insecta; Lepidoptera; Pyralidae
Gene: MHF1
Product: centromere protein S
Exons: 4
Coding region: 107-598 (163 amino acids)
Biological process (GO): resolution of meiotic recombination intermediates; replication fork processing
Cellular component (GO): Fanconi anaemia nuclear complex; FANCM-MHF complex
Molecular function (GO): chromatin binding; protein heterodimerization activity
Source: RefSeq, a predicted model, not a curated record